Bicyclus anynana (squinting bush brown) is the source of this 1419-nucleotide messenger RNA. RefSeq names its product profilin (gene chic). Gene Ontology annotation, cellular component: cell cortex. The transcript has 4 exons. The record is from RefSeq and is a predicted model, not a curated record. NCBI's taxonomy places the organism in Eukaryota, Metazoa, Arthropoda, Insecta, Lepidoptera, Nymphalidae. The coding region runs from base 106 to 486 and encodes 126 amino acids. Gene Ontology annotation, molecular function: actin monomer binding.
UUUGAAACGGCAGUGCUUUUUGUUCGUGUGGAGCGUUAGCUCGUUGCGAGGUCUAGAUUGUGGUUUAGAAAAGUUUAGUUUUAAUUUAUAAAGAACUCAAUCAAAAUGAGCUGGCAAGAUUAUGUCGAUAAACAGUUAAUUGCAUCCAGAUGUGUUUCUAAAGCUGCGAUUGCCGGUCACGACGGAAAUGUCUGGGCCAAGUCGGAAGGCUUCGAUAUAUUAAAAGACGAAGUGGGGAAGAUAGUCGCCGGUUUCCAAAAUGAAUCACUACUCACGAGUGGCGGUGUCACGAUAGCGGGCACGCGGUACAUCUACCUCAGCGGCACAGAUCGCAUCAUACGCGCAAAACUCGGCAAGGUCGGCGUGCACUGCAUGAAGACACAACAAGCCGUCGUAAUUUCUCUCUAUGAAGAACCGAUCCAACCCCAACAAGCUGCAUCAGUAGUGGAGAAGUUAGGAGACUAUUUAAUUACCUGUGGUUAUUAAAGAUCGAAACGCGCCGUGAUCUAAGAAUACUAUAAGAUAAUAUUUUUUCCACAGGGAAAUAAGUAACUGCAUUUUGUAUAUUCUAUAAAAGUGAUAAGGACCGUCAUUUGUUUUGAUAUUUGAUAAAUUAUGGCGCCAUCAGUGUCUGAUGCGUUUAGCGGCCACUUGGCGACGCAAUUACUUUGCGGAUAUUGGAUUUUUUAUACGCUCACCUGCUCCACGGAGUAAUUGUCUCUGCAGGAUGGCAUUUAUUUGUAUUUGGAAAUUUUUGCUUUCGUCGACCUAACGCGCGGCGAGGCUAUGUACGGCCUCGCGGAGAGGUCUCAAAGCAUGGUGUAUAGAGAUUUUUUUUAGAUUUCUUUUCAAGCAGUCUGAUAAUAAUCUUAUCUUUACAUCUCGCUUAAAACUUAAAAAUCCAAGUAAUUCACUGUGGUUACGAGAAUUUUAUAUUAUAUUUAUGAAAUCGUAAAACCUCGAGCGAAACAUACCAGACGCUUGAAAUGAAAUUAUAAUAACCACGUAAUGAAAUUACUGUAACGAUAUAUAUGUAAUUACAAAUAGGCAUUUGUGUAAGGGCUUGUUACGAAUUGAAAGACACUGUAACCCAAGAUGCAUGUGACAAUUUGAAUUGAAAAUCUCUAGUCGCACUGGAACCAUCGUGUGAGAACUGUCGUUCGCUAUGCUUCCCUUUUCAUUGUGCUGCCUGUAACCUUGUGUAGUGAAUAAUAAACAUUUGCAUUCUGUUCAAUACUAUCUCUUGUCUGCAGAAACUAGAAGCGCUCAAUUAUAAUCCUGUAUCCUCAAUACAAGGCUUACAGUAAUCGAAGGGUGCAUAUUGUUUAUAUUUGAUAUUACUACUAUAGCUUUGUACAUUGUUUCUGAUAAGCGAUGGGAACUGUGUCUAUCUAAUAAUAAAAUGAUUUGUAUUAUAAA